CAGCACUCCUCCACCAUGCCCCUGUUCAGCUGGAUGAAAUGGUCGCGUUCUGAACGAAAAAAGGCGCAGGAUGAAGGGGCGUCCAAAGGGGUAUCACCCAGUUGCACACUGAUCAGGGAGCUGCUGUGGCACGUAGAGGAGAGGGAGUGCAUGGCGCGGGAGGUGGAGCAGGAACACAAGCUGGCCCACAACACCGCGGGAUACCCCCACUGGCUCCAGAGCUACCCCAGGUUACGCACGCUGAUCCCCGCAUCGGAGCGCCGCCAGCUGGAGCACUUGUGUGCCCAGAUCCACCCUAUGCACACCGCUACGGUGCUCUCCAGGUUCCAUGACGUGCUGGCCAGCAACAAGAUCCUGCCCUGGGAGCUGGUGUACGUCUUCCAGCAGGUGCUGAGAGACUUCCUCAACAAAGAGGAAGGGGAAGAAGAGGAGGAUCACAUGCCGCAGCCAGAACUGCUUGGGCCAAUGGAGGCCUGGACCAACCGAUACCAAAUGAAGCAGGGAUUUGUCACACCUACUGUGCCCAACUAUGGUGAGGCCCAAAGAGAAGAGAUCCCAACCAUCUCUGGCUAUGUGGACCGUACCAUGAGAGGCUCUUAUCCUUUCACUGCCCAUAGGGUCUGGGACCUUCCCUACUACUAUCCAGUGCCACACAACUCCACAGAGGCCUACAGCACCCCACUGUAAGAGCAGGUUGGGUAGUAAAAUAGUACCCAACUCAUGACCUUACUAGCUCAUGACUGAAAGAGUUGUCAUCUUAAAAAAAUAUGUUACAGAUUCAUUUUAAUUCAUGGGUCUGCAACAAAAUAUUGCCCUGGACCAGCACUUGCAUGGGGGCAGAUUCAUACAUACAACAAUAGAUACUGCUAGCUAACUGGACUAGGGGUGCAUCUCAAUAGACUACUCGGUUACCCUAGCUACUACUGUAACUUAGAAAGCUACUUAAUUGCACUGAUUUAAUAAAUCUAGGAAUUUUGGCACCUGACUAGUUAGCUACUUUUACUGUGUUAGCAUUAUUUAGCUACUACAGUAAUACUAAUAUUUACAGAAAAGUAAGUAGCUAGCUAUGUACCUAACUAAAGCAACGUUCCUUUCAUAUGUUAGCUAGCCAGCCAACAAAUGUGAACAUGUGUGAAAGUUUCUAGGUUCCAUCCAAUUGGCAGAUUCCCACCAGAUUUUUCUACCAAAUGGUUUUGUUGCCGCUAAAAGCCUGUGCGUAAUGACGUAGUGCACAUACACAUACAUUGUGUGGUUCAAUUCCCAAGUACCGAAUAAAAAAUACAAGUGAAAUGUGUUUGCAUCGCAUUUAACUAUACUGAUGGUUCUCAAAAUAAAUGUGGGUUAUAUAGCUUGUGCCUACUCUGGUAUUAACACGUGUGCUCUAGACAACAGCACGUAGAUAACGCUUCGAGCGCAUGUAUAACCUACAUUAUAAGAUUAUGG
Molecule: messenger RNA, 1443 nt
Organism: Salvelinus fontinalis (brook trout)
Lineage: Eukaryota; Metazoa; Chordata; Actinopteri; Salmoniformes; Salmonidae
Product: protein RD3-like
Exons: 2
Coding region: 16-687 (223 amino acids)
Source: RefSeq, a predicted model, not a curated record